AUGCGACGCUCCAUCCUCAGUCUUCUUCUCGGCAUCUUCGUUAUCUAUGCUCUUCCUAUAUAUGCCCAAACAUAUGUCUCUUCCACCGUAUGGAUUGUGCCGGAUGGUAACACUGCCGACCUUUCUAAGACAUAUACCGAGGGUAUAACCCUUCAGGUUACUUGGAACCCAGCUCCAGAGGGUUAUCAAUUUCAAACUCUAUCCAAUCUGUGGGUUACGACCUGGGAUUAUCAGAUAACACAAUUCAGCCAGCUGCUCACAGAGAAUAUAAAUACCAAUAGAAGUGGCACGUAUGACUGGACCAUCGCAAUACCGACGAGCGUUUUGAGUAAAGAUGCAAAAUAUGUCCUCCGAUUCAAGAAUCUCAAUUCAGUAUAUAAUUCAAGCUCCCAAGAAAUAUCAAGUACCGGAUUCUUAGUCAUUAAUGGAGCCUCUUCAUCCUCCUCAUCAACUUCGACAGCAUCUGCUACUCCAAUACGCUCGACCCAGACAUCUUCGUCGGCAUCUAGCACAGCUACCACCAGCGCUUCGGUGACACCAUCAAUAAUCUCGACUACAUCAGCGACACCCGCACCCAUAUCCAUCGCUGAAAACAGUGGUUUGAGCGGAGGGGCAAAAGCCGGUAUUGCCGUGGGUGCUGUGGUUGUAGCUUUCUCGGUUGCUGGGCUGGCAUUUCUUUUUUUCAGGCGGAAACGCCAUGCUAAACGUUCCUCUACGGAGCCUCCAACGGAGCCUCCAUCUUACUAUGAUCCGCCAAAGCAACCCUUCAUUGGAAACACGAGUCAUGUGAUAGCUGAGAUUGGUGGCCGUGAGAGAGCUGAAUUGCCGGGCAUCUAG
This is a messenger RNA of Botrytis byssoidea, 837 nucleotides long. RefSeq lists its product as uncharacterized. The transcript is spliced from 2 exons. The coding region runs from base 1 to 837 and encodes 278 amino acids. Lineage: Eukaryota; Fungi; Ascomycota; Leotiomycetes; Helotiales; Sclerotiniaceae. The record is from RefSeq and is a predicted model, not a curated record.